AUGGAUUUCAUUGCCGGUGCCAUUGGAGGUGGUCUAAGCACAGCAGUGGGUUAUCCGCUGGACACAGUGAAGGUGAGAAUUCAGACCGAGAGGCAUUACAAUGGGAUUUGGCAUUGCAUUCGGGAAACAUACAGGACAGAAAAAGUUUGGGGAUUUUACAAGGGUGUGUCUGCAUCAGUUCUCACAGUAUCGGUGAUUUCUUCUGUUUCAUUUGGCAUGUACAAAAACUUCCUUUGUACCAUCUGCAAGCUGCGAUACGGGGCUGCAGAUGCGAAGCCAUCCAAGCUGGAUGUUUCUCUUGCCGGAGGCGCUGCUGGUGCUGCCCGGGUUGUGUUGAUGACCCCUAGUGAAGUGGCUAAAGUUCGCAUGCAGACUCAGAGGAACCCACAUCCUUCCAUCAUAGCAUCUCCCCAGCCUGUUUCCAAACCAAAGUACCAAGGAUCUCUGCACUGUCUGAAGGUGAUCGCCAAGGACGAAGGUUUUGGGGGUCUCUACAAGGGCUGCUCUGCAUUACUCUGCAGGGAUUCCUCCUCUUCUGCAAUAUAUUUCCUUACCUAUUCUGCUCUGUGCGACUGGCUCACACCAGCUGGGAAAAAUAAACCAGGUUUCCUCGUUGUGCUGCUUUCUGGUGGUUUCGCUGGAGUCCUGGCCUGGGGAUUAGCUACUCCCAUGGAUGUCAUCAAAUCACGGAUGCAAACAGAUGAAUCAGACCAGCGCAAGUACAGAGGCCUUGUCCACUGUGCUAGAGAAAGUGUGAAAAAGGAGGGUGCAAAAGUGCUUUUCAAAGGACUGGGGUUGAACUGCAUUCGUGCCUUUCCUGUGAACAUGGUGGUGUUUGUAACGUAUGAAGCUGUACUGAGACUUACAGACCAUUAUACAAAGAAAAAAUAG
Messenger RNA from Nipponia nippon (crested ibis), 891 nucleotides. RefSeq names its product solute carrier family 25 member 47 (gene SLC25A47). Lineage: Eukaryota; Metazoa; Chordata; Aves; Pelecaniformes; Threskiornithidae. Gene Ontology annotation, molecular function: transmembrane transporter activity. Gene Ontology annotation, biological process: transmembrane transport. Gene Ontology annotation, cellular component: mitochondrion. The record is from RefSeq and is a predicted model, not a curated record.